Messenger RNA from Neltuma alba, 2652 nucleotides. Its product is annotated as 30-kDa cleavage and polyadenylation specificity factor 30. Gene Ontology annotation, cellular component: nucleoplasm. The coding region runs from base 93 to 2147 and encodes 684 amino acids. Gene Ontology annotation, biological process: mRNA splicing, via spliceosome; regulation of mRNA splicing, via spliceosome. NCBI's taxonomy places the organism in Eukaryota, Viridiplantae, Streptophyta, Magnoliopsida, Fabales, Fabaceae. The record is from RefSeq and is a predicted model, not a curated record. Gene Ontology annotation, molecular function: mRNA binding; N6-methyladenosine-containing RNA reader activity; metal ion binding. The transcript has 7 exons.
UUGGGCCAACUGUCCUUGUUCUUCCCUUAAAUCUUAUACUUGUGAUUCAAAAUUCAGAGAGCCAAAACAAGACCAGUUUAUCUAUCCCUCAAAUGGAGGAUGCUGAAGGAGUCCUCAGCUUCGAUUUCGAAGGCGGCCUAGACAGUGCUCCCGCCAAUCCAGCUGCGCCAUCCGGGCCUUUGGCCCCGUCUGAUUCUCCCGCCGUUGCUACCGCCGCAGCUAAUGGUGCGCCUCCUGGGGCUGCCGAUCCUAUUGCGAGCAAUAUUCCCGGUCGCCGGAGUUUCCGGCAGACGGUUUGCCGGCACUGGCUUCGUGGACUCUGCAUGAAGGGCGAUGCCUGCGGCUUCUUACACCAAUAUGACAAAGCGCGGAUGCCCGUUUGCCGGUUUUUCAGAUUAUACGGUGAGUGUCGGGAGCAGGACUGCGUGUAUAAGCACACAAACGAAGAUAUCAAGGAGUGUAACAUGUACAAGUUGGGAUUUUGUCCAAAUGGUUCUGAUUGCCGGUAUAGGCAUGCAAAAUUGCCUGGACCUCCCCCUCCUGUGGAAGAAGUGCUUCAAAAAAUUCAGCAUUUAUAUUCUUACAAUUAUGCCAAUUCCAACAAAUUUUUCCAACAAAGAGGGUCUGGCUAUUCUCAGCACGCUGAGAAAUCUCACUUUCCACAAGGUCCUAAUUCUGCAAACCAAGCUGUCCCUGGAAAGCCGCUAGCAGCAGAAUCAGGCAAUGUCCAGCAGCAGCAGCAGCCAAUACAACAGUCUCAGCAGCAGGGUAGCCAGAAUCAAAUACAAAAUACUACUAAUGGCCAACCCAAUCAGACGAACAGAACAGCGACACCUUUACCUCAAGGAAUAUCUAGGUAUUUUAUUGUUAAAAGUUGCAAUCGUGAAAAUUUGGAGCUAUCUGUUCAACAAGGAGUAUGGGCAACUCAAAGGAGCAAUGAGGCUAAAUUGAAUGAAGCCUUUGACUUGGUGGAGAAUGUGAUAUUGAUUUUCUCUGUCAACAGAACUCGACAUUUUCAGGGUUGUGCAAAAAUGACAUCCAGAAUUGGGGGCUCGGCUACUGGGGGUAAUUGGAAAUAUGCACAUGGAACUGCACAUUAUGGACGUAACUUCUCAGUUAAAUGGCUAAAGUUAUGUGAAUUGUCAUUUCACAAGACUCGCCAUUUAAGGAAUCCAUACAAUGAGAACUUACCAGUAAAGAUAAGCAGAGAUUGCCAAGAACUGGAGCCUUCUAUUGGUGAGCAGUUGGCAUCCUUGCUUUAUCUUGAGCCAGAUAGUGAACUUAUGGCUGUCUCACUUGCGGCAGAGUCUAAGAGAGAGGAAGAGAAAGCAAAGGGAGUGAAUCCAGAAAAUGGAGGAGAAAAUCCAGAUAUUGUUCCAUUUGAGGACAAUGAAGAGGAAGAAGAGGAGGAAAGCGAUGAAGAGGAGGAGAGCUUUGGUCCAGGUGUUGGGCCAGCUGCUCAAGGUCGAGGUAGGGGCAGAGGUAUGAUGUGGCCUCCUCACAUGCCUAUGGGCCGUGGGGCCCGGCCUAUUCCAGGAAUGCAGGGUUUUCCUCCAGUAAUGAUGGGAGAUGGAUUAUCCUAUGGACCAGUUACUCCCGAUGGAUUUGGUAUGCCAGAUCUAUUUGGUAUGGGCCCUCGUGGUUUUGGUCCCUAUGGUCCUAGGUUCUCUAAUGAUUUUGCAGGGCCCCCAGCAGCAAUGAUGUUUCGCGGGCGACCCUCACAACCUGGGAUGUUUCCAGGUGGUGGGUUUGGGAUGAUGAUGAAUCCUUCACGUGCUCCCUUUAUGGGUGGAAUGGGGGCUGCAGGUGGAAAUCCACCACGGGCAGGUAGACCAGGCGGUAUGCCUCCAAUGUUCAUGCCACCCCCGCAACAUCAGAACACCAACCGUCUUACUAGGAGAGAUCAAAGAACUAAUGAUCGGAAUGAUAGAUAUGGUUCAGGGCCAGAGCAGGGAAAGGGUCCAGACAUGAUGGGUCAGGCAGGUGGACCCGAUGAUGACAUGCAAUAUCAGCAAGGAUUCAACGCAUCCCAGGAGGAUCAGUAUGCUGUCGGAAACAACCUGAGAAAUGAAGAGAGUGAAAGUGAGGAUGAGGCACCUCGGAGAUCCAGACACGGUGAAGGGAAAAAAAGAAAAGGCGAAGUCUAGAAGAUGCUGACUCAGACUAAUAACAAGUUUUUGCUAUUCCCUGAACACCAGAACUGCUGAUCCACUCACUCGGGGACGACUUUUCUUGCCUUAGGCUGUCCUCCUUUUUUGUUUCUUGAUCUUUUUUAACGGAAUAAGACCACAAGAUCUUGUGAGUUGUCUUUUGCAUGAAGGACUCUUGGGUUGCGGCAGAAAAUAUUAUUUGAAGUUGUGUUCACUAGUCAUUAAUUGUUUGUUUCUUAAUGUGAAUAUGUUUCAUAUAGGACGUUAACUAUUCAUGUAACAGUAUUAGAGUAUCAGAAUGAUGAUUCCAUGGUCGAACCUGAUGAAUCCAUUACACCAUGUGAUCUGUAAGGUACUCUUAUAUUAUAGAGCUCUAUUAAAAAAGGUCAGGCAGUUUACAUGUUACACCCAUGUAGUUUGCGUUUGUGCUUAAUGCGUGUAAGUGCCAAGUGGUGGGUGGAUUGACUAUUGCAUAAGGAUAUUUGCUGCACGAAUUUGUUAA